AAUUAAUUCAACAAAAUUUUAAAUAAAAGAAAAAAUAAAAAUGCAAAAAGAAACAGAAUAUUAAAAUAGCCUUAAAAUAAUUAACAAAUUACUCCAAACAAAAGAAAGAAUUAAGAAAUAUUAGAUAAUUUUAUAAAAAAACCUUCCAAAUUUUGAUUAAUUUGAUUAUUACUCUCAUGAUAAAUCAACAGUGACAUUUAUUGCAACAGACUUACUUUCUUAAAAACAAAAAUGUUUUAGAGUCUUAGAAAGUUAGUUUCUAGAAAUGAUAAACAAUUUUUUCUUAAGUUAAUUUUCAGAGUUUGAAAAUUCAAAAUAUGAAGGAAGCAGCAUAUUUAUUGAAGGUUUAUCAAUUUAAAUUAUAGAUAAAGAGGAAUACAUAGCUUCAACUUAAAUAUAAAAUUUAGAUAAUUUGGAUGAAAACUCAUCAAAAUCUGCUAGGAUUGUUGAAGUAAUAAAAAAGAAUUAGACUUUAGGCAAUUCAUUUCUUAGUGAAAUUAGUUCGAAAUUGAAUUAAUGCUAAAAGUUAAUAAUAUUAAAUCUAGAUUUAGAAAAUAAUAAAAUAGGCGUAUCAGAAAUUUAAUAGAUAGCUUAACUAUUAUCUAAUCUUUGUUAAAUUCAGCAAUUAACUCUUAACUUGAGUCGAAAUCAACUAGGAUCAUAUGGAUCUAUUUAAAUAGGUAAUGGUAUAUCAAAAUGUGUAUAUCUGACAACUUUAUCAAUUGAUUUCGGUUGGAAUCCUAUCGGCUAUGAAGGAGCAGAAAGACUGAUACAAGAAUUUUCAAAAUGCAAAAAUCUAGCAAAUUUAAAUCUAAACUUAAAUCGUUGCUCGAUUGGAGCUUUAGGAAUAUGUCACCUCUCAAGUUAGAUAUAACUUAUCAAGGGAUUGUCAGAAAUAAAGCUUCAUCUUUAAGGAAAUUCAAAUGGCUAGGAUAUAUUUUCCACAAUUUCUUUUGAAGUAUCGAAGUGCAUUAAUAUUCAUACCAUUUAUUUGGAUUUAUCAUUUUGCUAUUUGGGAACUAAUGUUACUUUAGAUAAUAUAGGAAUCGAGCUUUCUAAGUGCCAUAAUGCUUCUCAUAUAUAUUUGAACUUACAGAAAAAUCAAAUAGACUUAUUUACUGCAGAAAGCAUUGGAUCAAACUUAGAAAAAUGCAUUUAUGUGAACACUUUGCAUUUAAACUUAAGUUACAAUUAAAUUAAAGGAUCUUUACGUUGUGGAUUUGAUUUUUCUAAAAGAAUUUAUCUAACAAAUUUAAUCCUAAACUUCAAGUACAAUCAGAUCGAAUAGUUUAAUUCAAAUUUAAUUAAAACUAAAAAAUCUAAAAGGUUAACUUAAUAUAAAAUAAUAUUUUGAUAUUUUAAAUAAUUUAUCAAAUAUUAUUUACAAUAAUUAAUGUUUGCUUAUUAAUUAAAUUAAUUUUACUUUUAUAGAAAGAAAUUAAUUUUAACUGAUUAGAAAGAAAAAUUAUAUUUUUAUUAUUUUAGGUUAAAUUAAUUAUAUGUUUUAUUUAAGCAAUCAAGCAAGCGCUGAUUUGUAUUUAUUUUUAGUGUUCUCUGCAUAAUAAUUAAGUAUUUAUG
This is a messenger RNA of Tetrahymena thermophila SB210, 1578 nucleotides long. RefSeq names its product kinase domain protein. The transcript is spliced from 14 exons. The record is from RefSeq and is a predicted model, not a curated record. NCBI's taxonomy places the organism in Eukaryota, Ciliophora, Oligohymenophorea, Hymenostomatida, Tetrahymenidae.